This is a messenger RNA of Phyllopteryx taeniolatus (common seadragon), 1135 nucleotides long. RefSeq names its product ubiquitin-conjugating enzyme E2 D4-like. Gene Ontology annotation, biological process: ubiquitin-dependent protein catabolic process; protein polyubiquitination. Gene Ontology annotation, cellular component: nucleus. Gene Ontology annotation, molecular function: ubiquitin conjugating enzyme activity. Bases 148 to 591 code for a protein of 147 amino acids. NCBI's taxonomy places the organism in Eukaryota, Metazoa, Chordata, Actinopteri, Syngnathiformes, Syngnathidae. The record is from RefSeq and is a predicted model, not a curated record. The transcript has 7 exons.
AAGCUCAAACAAAAACGCGGAAACAAAAGCGAACCCGUUUCGUCUACAAACAAUUAACAUCGAGUCGGGUCAAAGUGAGCUUAGUUACGCCUUGACAGUUGUCGGUUUGACGCCACACUCUCCGCUACCCAACACCGAAGACUUAUCAUGGCUUUGAAAAGAAUAAAGAAGGAAUUGACGGACUUGCAGCGGGACCCUCCUGCUUCGUGUUCGGCUGGACCCGUAGGAGACGACAUGUUCCAUUGGCAGGCCACCAUCGCAGGACCGAAUGACAGCCCAUAUCAUGGAGGGGUUUUCUUCCUAUCUGUCCAUUUCCCCACAGACUAUCCCUUCAAACCACCCAAGGUGGCUUUCACGACAAAAAUCUAUCAUCCAAAUAUAAACAGCAAUGGUAGCAUCUGCCUCGACAUCCUAAGGUCGCAGUGGUCACCUGCCCUUACCGUAUCAAAAGUAUUAUUAUCCAUAUGCUCUUUGCUAUGCGAUCCCAAUCCCGACGACCCAUUAGUCCCUGACAUAGCACACACGUACAAAUCAGACAGACAAAAGUACAACGAAGUCGCCAGAGAAUGGACUAAGAAGUUUGCGAUGUGAAGGCAAGUGAAGUUUCUGCAACAGUCCCCUGGACACCUCAAGUUAAAAAAGAAAAGUACUUUAGUCACGCUGGUUCUUGUCUGUGCUGGGAGCACUUUCACUACUCAAACUUGACCUGACCCAAUUGUUCUCAACUGUUAAGUUUAUUCUGAUUUCAUUAAAUUGGAAUUCUUUUUUUUAUUAUGUUAUUAGCAAUGAUGAUGAUAAUACCUCUUUUUAUUUUACUUUUAAGAGAUUUAUAUUGAAUAAAACUAUGCUCAUUUUACUUUGCAUUAAACGCAUGGAAAUUUGAGUUGGAUUUGAUUUUGUUGCGGUAAGAAAAGCACGCCCAUCAGUUCCUGCAUGUCAGUUAUAACUUUGGUGAGCACUAGGGGGCAGCCUCAACUUUUUUUGCACAUGCCUUGAGGGCCUUGCAAAUUCACUCCAGUACAAAAUAGCCUUUGUGUUGAUGAAAUAUUUGUCAGAAAUUAUGUUCUACGUUCAUUAGAGCAUAAGGUUAUUGAAUUGUUUUGCUAUCGCUGUAUAUAAAGUUAUGUCUGUUCAA